Paramuricea clavata is the source of this 8283-nucleotide messenger RNA. Lineage: Eukaryota; Metazoa; Cnidaria; Anthozoa; Malacalcyonacea; Plexauridae. The record is from the annotation of a GenBank genome assembly.
CGAGGAAUUUUAGACUUCCGAUAUUUCCCAGAAAAAGGAGUCGGAUUCUUCCGUAAUCGCCCGUAGACUGACGAACUCCCCAAAUUCGACAUCCUAAAACCUUCUUAGGGAGUGUUGAAUACAUGCUGUAUAUAUGCAGUAAAAAACUUCAUUUUCCUGCUUCGAUUGCAGUGAAAAUACAUCAAACGUUCACAGAUGUGAUGCUUUAUACAACUAUGAUGUAAAAAUGGCUCCAACAGGUACCCAAUACAAGAAAAUACUCAAGGAAAUAGCCGAUAAUUUGACGUUCAGUGAUGUCGGUUCGUUGAAAUUUGUUUGUCGUGGCAAAAUCGGCGCUGCAGCGUUGGACAAAGUACCGAACAGAGAGCCUUUAAAGCUGUUCAAACUCCUGGAAGAAAGAUUGUUCAUUUCCCAGGAGGAUUUGACAUGUUUACGAUGUAUUUUGGAGCAAAUCCAACGCAUUGAUUUGGUGGGUAAGAUACCAGAUGAAUUUUGCAAACAGAGUUCAGUAGAUGUGGUCGACAGCGGGGAUAUGGAGAGCGCUGGUCCAGUGUCUGGCAGUGUGGUAGCUUCUGAUGUUGUCUCACCAUACAGAGUGUUGUUGAAGACAGUUGCAGACGAGUUGACAAGCGAUAGUAUCAGUGAAAUGAAGUUUUUGCUUGAUGUUCCAGGUUUGGAAUUUAAAUGUCUUUUAGAAUUAGCAAGUGUGACAGUGGAGCAGAUGGUGGAAAGAAAUUCUUUUCGGAUUUAUUUUAUUAUUUUGGUUAGGGUUGGGGUUAUAGUAGAGUAGGGGUAGGGUAUGGGUUAGUUACAUAGCCAUUUAACACCUCUUCUGAAAAUGACAUCACAUCAUUUUGGUUGAUGGAAACAUUAGUGCUGACCGGGUAGAUGGUGGUCAAAUUUUGACACUUAAUCAGAGGAAGAAUAUUAAACUACAUCUUUCCACCCACCUGCCAGCAAACACAAGACUACUACAUAUAAUGAAAAGAUUUGACAUUACUCCCUCACUUUGAGAACUGCAGAUUGACCACCGUAUGUCAUUGGUAGCGUCUGCCAUUGUUAUAAACUUGUGGUGUCUGCAAAGCUGGGGCCGGUUGUUCAAAGCCCGAUUAGCGCUAAUCCUGGGUUAAAUUUGACCUGCUGUUUUUGUUUAUGUACUUCUGCAUGAUCAUUUGUUUCAAAACUUUAGAAAAGAAAACCUCUAUUGAACCAGGAAGGAUUUCUGGAAAAACAUAUUCAACUUAAUUGAUGAGCUGUUGGAAAAUUCAAUUUGUAGAUUUGUGUUAACCCAGGGUUAGGCUAACCGGCCCCUGAACACAAAGUAUAACUAACAGUUCUUUACUCUAGAUGGCAUAGGAGAGAAACUGCAGGAUGGUCAAAGUCUUUUCACUCACCUUGAGGGCAUUGGGAAGCUAUCUGAAGACAACUUCACUGACUUGAAGGAUCUUUUAAAUGAUGUUCAUAGAAUGGAUUUAAUAAGAAAGAUAGAAGAAUUUUCCAUAAAUGAAGGUUUGAAAUUUAGAUUAUGUUGACUAUGCAACACUUUGCCUUCUUCAUGGUAAAAUAACCAUCAUUUUCAUCUUUACCACCAUCAUCAACACCAUCUUCAUCUCCACCAGUGUCAUCACCAUCAUCAUCAACACCAUCAUCAUCAUCAACACCAUCAUCACUACCAUUAUCACUACCAACAUCUCCAUCAUCAUCAUCAAUACCAUCAUCAACAUUAUUAUCACUACCACCAUCAUGAUCAUCACAACCACUAGUUAUCUUCAUCAUCAACACCAAACCAACUUUGGAAAUUAUAUAAUUUGUUUCAUUAAUAAUGUUUUCAUUUUUUCUACUUGUUACUUUUAAUGGGUCAUUCCAGAAAAGAUCCAUACCCCCCCUACGGAGGAAAUCGAAAAUAACCCCCUCCCCCCCUUCGGACAUCCUUGAAUGGUUCAUCCUCCCCCCUCUCCGGACAUCCAAGCCCAAAAUUACCCCCUCCCCUUCGGACAUCCACUAUUUCUAAAUUUUUCUAAAGGCUACCUCGCCAUUUGAAAACGUCAAAUUAGACUACGUUCACACUACGCACGAGCAAACUAAUGCGGGCAGAAUUUACGUGUGUUCAUACUACCGCCAUUACAGUUUGUUUACAAAUUAAAUUAGCACUCGUGUAAACCCAAAAUAUUUCAAAUAGACCCAAGAGGCUUAAGGGGCUUUGGUGGCCAAGUGGUUAGCGCACUUGCCUUUCACCCCUGAGGCUGCAGGUUCGAGUCUCACUAAGUACUUUCUCAGUGCGACUCGAACCCAGUCCCCAUGUGAAAAGAGUAAAAGUCAACACUCUGCCGAAAGCCGUGGGUUUUCCCCGGGUACUCCGGUUUCCUCCCACAGGGAAAUUUGACAGGGUGGGUUAGGUAAAGAGGGCCCACAGUAAUUGGCAUAUGCUGUUGUGGUGACCCUGCCCUAGUUGGCAAAGCUAAAUAAAAAAAAAUAAAUAAAACAAGAAAUUUAACUGAAAAGCAUUUGAGUUUACACGUUUGUGUUCACACGAAGCUAUCAAGUGCUCCACCGUUUUCACCUCGCUCCGUUUAGAAACUGUGCUCAAAUUGUUACGGCAAAAGUGAUGUGAAAGUUUUCAAACGAUUUCGCUCCAGCGUAGAGAGAAUUAGCGAUGGCUUAUUGUGACUUUUCUACGCUGUUUUCAAAUAGCUCCGGCAUGGCGGAACACUUGGCGGCUUCUUGUGACUUGCGAACACAAACACGUGGCAGGUUUUGUCGGAUAAUUUGCAGAAAUUCACUUCGAAAUUCGUUCAAGUAAAAUUCGGACUGAAAUUCGAUGUAACUUGCGACUGAUUGACAAGUGUUGCUGUGUUUACUUACAUGUUAAUACAUUUUUUAGUAUAUUACUGCAUAUGAAAGCCAUUUCUAUUUUCUAGACACGCACCUCACAAAGAAGCUUUAUUGACUAUAUACUAAAACAAAUUGUUUUGAGUUCAGUUCACAUUAACAAGAGCAACAGUUUAUAUUAAUAACUACAGUUUAAUAACUAUUAAGACUAUUAACAUCAUUCGGAACAACAGUUUAAUAACUAUUAUUUUUAACACUUGAAUAAUGCAAACUUAUAUAUGGCGAACGAAAACUGCAAACUAUAUAAAUAAAGCGUGUCAAUUUUCGACUCAUUCUAAACAUGCAGGAUACGCUGUUACAGCGAGUUAGUUUUUGGUGGCCAUGCAUGCAAAAGUGGGCCGCUUAUUUUGCUUACAAGUUACGUGGACGUAUAAUUAUUGCUGUUACAUAAACGUUCCGGUGUUCAAGAGCUGCAUAUAUAUAGUCGAUAAAAAUUGCGUGCUCAUUAUAAUCGCCGAUCACAUGGCUUUAUCACAGUCUCAAACCUUCAGACAAAGAUAUCCACAUUCCUCUCCCCCCCUUCGGACAUCCUAAGACAUUUUUCCUCUCCCCCCCUUUGGACAUCCUAAGACAUUUUUCCUCCCUCCCCCUUCGGACAGCAAAAAUUUCCUCCGUGGGGGGGUAUGGAUCUUUUCUGGAACGACCCAAUAAUGUAGUUUCAAGCAAUGUUACUUUUGCAAUAUCCAUAAUUUUUCUCCUUUUUAAUUACAGCUCAACCAAUACCUCCUCUCCAAUACACCCGAGACCCAGCCUCUUGCUACUCCAUGCAACGACCAUAUGGUUUUGCACUCAUCAUUAACAUCCGAAUAUUUGAAGGCACAACGGAAGACGGGUAUGUUUUAAAUGAACGAAGAGGCUCGGAGGUUGACUUAGAAAAUUUAAACGGUUUGUGGGAAGAUCUUGGCUUCAUCGUGGAAAAAUACGAAAAUUUGAAAGCUCAUCGAAUUUGCACAGUUGUAACUGACAUGGUGAUGAAAAUAAAUAAAAACCAAGGUUCAAGCUGCUUUGUUUGCUGUAUCAUGACCCACGGCGCGAUGGGCAAGAUUUAUGGCUCUGAUAGCAACUUUGUUAAUAUUAAACAUGUCACAGAUGCGUUUAAAGAAGCCAACUGUCCAGCAUUAGCAGGAAAGCCAAAGCUGUUUUUCAUUCAGGCAUGUAGAGGGAGACAAAAGCUUACUGGCCGAACCCUUCCAGGAAGUACAGGCUCCUCUAACACAGCAACACCAGCAACAGGAGUAGCUCCCACAACCACACACUCAACAAAUGCUGCGAUGCAACAACAAACACAGCAAACGCAAGGAUUAGAUGCAGAUGCCGUCCCUGCAGAGCCAACAGCAACAACAGAUGAAGACGACAAUGUUAAUGAUACAGCAUUUCGUCACACUGCGGAUCCAAACGAAGCUCAUUUUCUGCUGGGAUAUUCAACUGCACCAGGUAAUUAGAACUCUGCAGUAAUAAAACUAAACUAACUUUAUUUAUACUGGAUAAGUUGUUGUCCAUAAGAGCUGAUAGAGUAUAGUAAGAGCAAUCCCUUGUUGAAAACUGUAGGAGGAUUAGCACCGAAACAGUUCGGGAAAAAAGAAUUUUCUUCCUGGGAGCACAACCUGGAGACAAAAAUUUCCUGCAGACCAACAGGGUAUUUUUGUUCAAAAUGUAAACAUAUAGUGUUCUAGCUGACCAUGGUCAGUUAAAUUCAAGGAAUAAUGUCUGUCAAUCAUAUGUUGUUGCGCCCAUAGUGGGACAUUAGUGUUAAGGUUUCCUUCAAAUUUUCGAUAGCAAAUCUUCAUUCAAGCAAAUUUCCUGCAGCUGUUUAACAUUUCCUGCGAGCAGUGCUCGUGUAUUUUUUCCAUCCCUGGGAGGAAACCAGUUUCAUAUUAUUCUGACACUGCAAUAGACCAACGAAAAAUUUGUUGUCUCGAGCAGGAUUUGAACUCGCAUCUUCGGGUAUCUAGCCCGCCGCUCUACCCAUUGAGCUAUUGAGACAACAGGGAUUGGUAGCAAAUCUUAUUUAAUUUAAGUCCACGAAAUAUUUUCGUGACGACUUAAUGCUUGUCUUAGAGGAUGCGUAGUGUUUCAAUUCUAUUUCAGAACCAUCCUCAGAGAUCUCUCUGAGAAUGGUUCUGAAAUAGAAUUCAAUCCUGAUACAGUUUGUUCUAAUGGCAUUCUUGCUUUUAUUUUUUAGGAUAUGUGAGUAUGCGCAGCAUUGAUCAUGGCACAUGGUAUGUUAAUGCAUUGGUGAAAAUAUUUGGAAAAUACCACACAACAGAAGAUGUCAUGCAAAUGAUGGUUCGUGUGAAUGGCAAGGUAACCGAGGCCUUUUCUGCUCAAGGUUAUAAACAGUGUCCUGUGCCUGUUUUUACCUUAGCCAAAAGUAUUUACUUUUAAUCAAAUGCCUAGAACAAUUCAGUGAGCAGAUGGUGUUCAAGGUCAGAAAUGUUGACACUUGCAUGAUAACUCGUAAUUGUAUUAAUUUGUCAUCAAAUACAACUUAUACGAGGCUACUAGGUAUAAUGAAAUGAAUUUUAAAACAUUGUUUGCUCAUUGUGGUAACUGCAGGUUAAUCACUAUCGUCUGCACAAUAGUGGUUAACCACAGUAAGAACCAACCAGUUCAAAUAAAUAUGUUGGUUUGAAUCAUUUUAAACUUUCAUUAUUUUUAAUAUAAGGAUGAUGAAUGACAAUUUUGAUAUAUGCUGUAGGCAAAUUAGAUUCAAUUGUAGCUUGUAUCUAGGCAAUUUUUGUCUUUUAUAAUACACGCGAAAAAACGAAUUUGUAUUACAUGUCUUUGCCACCAGCCACAAAGUCAAUAUGUACAUUUAUUAUAUGGCAAGUGUCAAACCUCAAUUUUCCUGUUCGCUGAUUGGACAAAACCGUAUCACGUGCCAGUCCAAAAAACGUCAUGUUUACUGCAUGCUUUGAUGAGGAGGCACCUGGUCAACAAUGAAACAAUUAUUGAGCGGUCAUAAUAAAACCGGAAAUGAGGCGCGAGUUGUUCGCGUCAACCAGGAAGUUCAAAGCAAACUUCUUUCAAGAGUUUCAGCAUGUCCGCCGGUCGGUUUUAUUACAGUUUUGGAAUACCAGGUGGAUUAUGGGGGACUUUGACACUUGCUAUAAUAAAAUACUUAUUUGCUGAGACCUCUGUGACAACAGCAGUCUCGGGACCACAAAACACACUGUUUCUGAGUAUAAUUCUUUCAAGAGUUUCAGCAUGUCUUCCAGACGGUUUUAUUACAGUUUUGGAAUACCAGGUGAAUUAUUGAGACUUUGACACUUGCUAAAAUAAAACACUUAUUUACUGAGACCUCGGUAACAACGGCAGUCUCGGGGCCACAAAACACACUGUUUCUGAGUAUUCUUUCAAGAGUUCAGCAUGUCUUCCAGACGGUUUUAUUACAGUUUUGGAAUACCAGGUGAAUUAUUGAGACUUUGACACUUGCUAAAAUAAAACACUUAUUUGCUGAGACCUCGGUAACAACGGCAGUCUCGGAGCCACAAAACACACUGUUUCUCUCGGUCUUAGUAAAUAAGUGAUAAAUAGUGGACAGUUCAAUUUCUCUGAUGGCCAGCAUCAUAUGGUGCACUCCCGUGUGGGAAAACCCGCCAUCGCUCAAACAGCAGACCAUGCGAUACGAGGUUGUUCAUUAAACGUCAUCCCGGCCGCAGGCUCGGUUUCUGAAUCACGUCUAAAUACGUUGCUACAGUUUGGCUUGCCUGACGCCCUUAUCAUGGGGAAAUUCCCGACGUCUGAACUCAUAACAUCCACUUUAUGUUUUCUCUCCAACUGUGAGGGCAAUCUGUACGCUGUAGACGCGUCGUAUUUCAUGAAAAUCAGCUUGCAUCCGCGUCGGAAAUCUGCGCUGAAAAUACUAUAGAUCAGUGGACUCGCUGCACUGGAUGCAUACGCGAGAUAGGUUAUACUCAAUAAUAAUGUUCGAUUGUUAUCCGUUGAAUUGGAUAUAAUCAAUUGAUAUGCGAUGUAAGGGAACCACAGCGCAGUAUACACUAUCACUUGGGCAACAAGUAGUUUUGUCACUUUGAUUUUCGUUCGUGGAACUUUUUGAACAAACCUUGACCGAUUUUGAUUAUUAUUCCUCGUUCGAAUACAACGACAUACUAAAAAAUAAGUUGCAUAAGUCGUAAAAUGUGGCAGCAAAAAUAGUAUGCUAAAACAACAAAAAUACGCCGUCCAUUUUUCUGAGAAUUUUGGUUGACAGUUCGAAGAACGUUCUUCGUAGAAAAACACCAUUGGACAGGCGAUUGAUAUGGCCAGACUCCAGACUGCUAGAAUAAUUUUUUUUGUUUGUGUUUUCGAUAGCUUAAAUGUUAACGGAUAGGCUGUCAGGUAAUAUCGAUCAACAGACAUACAGCAGAGAAUCCCGACCGAGGUUAAUGCAUUAAAAUGCACAAAAAAUGCGUUUAUUUUGCACCCAACGUUUCCAAGCAGCCAUUGGUUACGAAACGCUGAAUCUAAGGUAAAAAAUAGAUACAUCGUUGGUGCUAGGAGAUUGGCGAUUGCCAGACUGAUGACGAAAUGAUUUGUUGUCCAUUGAUUUCGUCUGGUACGAUAUACAACCAUUAUGACCAAAAUAUUCCCAAUAAACGUUACAACAAAAACUACGAUGAGAUAGACAGCCCUCCAUGGCGUAUCCGCGUUGCUUGACAUCAAUAACGUUGUCUUGAACUCACCACAUCCGUUCUUUUUGAACUCGCUAAUCGUUCUCUUUGAAAAAACAACUAUCAAUAAUAAAUGGCUUGGAAUAAUUCAGCAGCCGAGGAGAUUAAUUAUUCUUUUGGAGAAUACGAGGCGACAAUUAUAUCUUCGUAUCUAAGAGAUGGAGAGUUGAGAAGUAUUUUUGGUCCAAAAUAUCGAGUCACAUUGUGGAGUCAGACUAUAUACAGCAACUGUUCGGUGGAAAUUUCUCGACUGCCACAACUAAACAAAUGUUUAUUUUUCAUCCCACGUUCGACGCUGCAUGAUCAUAUCUUAAUAUCCAAAUUUGCUCCUGCGAUGUAUUAAUAUAAAUGACCACUUUCCAUUAUGAAUUUAUGGCUUUAUUAUACUUAGUAAUGAAUAAUAACAGUGAUAUUUAACCUCGGAGAUGCCCUAUUUCAUGAUGCCGAGUUUCUCUCGAAUUGGAACUGUAGAGUGUAGGCGAAAAAUUCAUGUCCAAAUAUUAUUGUAAAUGCCGAAGUAAUUUAAAAUUUAAAUUCGUGAAUGUUUGCGUAAGGGACAAUGCUGUUUCAAAGAAAAUUACGCUUUAAAUGAAUGAGUAUCCAAAUUUUUAGCCUAAUCCAUAAAAGCUGGUGAUUGCUGUAAUAGCGAGCGAGAAAUGAUACAAAUAUUUUUCUGAGUUCUUUCGUAAAAUUUUAAUUGUUACAUUAAUGAGAAUCCGAC